Molecule: messenger RNA, 234 nt
Organism: Leptosia nina
Lineage: Eukaryota; Metazoa; Arthropoda; Insecta; Lepidoptera; Pieridae
Source: the annotation of a GenBank genome assembly
AUGCUGCGGCUUACCGGACUUGACAAUCACGGAAGUGGCGCCCUCAAUUUGUCCCUAUUCGUCAGGAGCAUGCUCUCUGAUGAAGCGAAAUGGCAGGCUAUCCAGGUAUUCUGUCAGUUUGUUUUAGGUUCAAAAGAAGAGGCAGAGCGGGCUCGGGAAAUAGAACCUGGGGCCCCUCAGAUGAGAAGAAGAAGAACAGGCAGGCGCAGGCGCGACUUCGUGCGUGCUCCGUAA